CUUCCGCACCUCCUCCGGCAGCAAGGGGGUCUCCUCGUCACUUUCGUGGUGGAAACCAACACGAACAACAUGUGAAGAGAAGGACUCACCGUCGGGAGAGGGUGCCCGAUGACUUUAUAUACGGGGUCAACUGGCAGAUCAUUAACCACUGCAACCCUUACGUGCGUGGCUCUUCAUCAAUACACUCAUGGAAUCAGCGAGGUCACACGGGUGAAGGACCGCAGUUCACAGGGACAAAGAGGUGUGGAGGUAUUCAGGAAGGUAUUCAGGCCGGAGAGGCGGGGAGGGCAUGACAAGAAUGAGAUGCAGAAGGCUUUCAACCCGUUCUCCCUUGGGCUGCGGACGUAUGUCAGCCGUAACCUGACAAGCUCGGAGCUGCUGCUCGUCAUUAUCUCGUCCAUCCUGCGCUGACACCACUUCAUGCUGGAGGAACUCGAAAAGAAGGUUUCCUCCCCACGCCA
Messenger RNA from Laetiporus sulphureus 93-53, 461 nucleotides. RefSeq lists its product as uncharacterized. The record is from RefSeq and is a predicted model, not a curated record. The transcript is spliced from 7 exons. Bases 109 to 411 code for a protein of 100 amino acids. Lineage: Eukaryota; Fungi; Basidiomycota; Agaricomycetes; Polyporales; Laetiporaceae.